UGGCCGCUGGGCCUCCUGCACGUGACCCGAGGCGCCUCCUUCUCACUCCCGACCCCGCAGGCAUCUCCGAGUCUGAGGAUGGGUUGGGAGGGGCGGCCGGGGGCCGACCGGCUGAAGUGUCGCUGGAAGAGGCGCUCACGCGCCUUGCGGAGUUCCUCUCCGCCCACCUGGGGGCGGAAGAGAGUUGUGGGCACCCUCCCGACUGGGGCAAGUCCGUGGAGGCCCCCCCACUGUUGACCCUGACCAGUCAGCUCGUGGCCCUUCUGGCAUGGAUUCGGAGCCCCCGGGGGCGACAGGCCCUGCUCCAGGACACUCAGCCAGCCUCAGGGGUACAGCUCUCUGGUCCAGAUGGGCCCCCAUUCCAAGAAGAAAGUCCUUCCCACCCCAGCCCAGCCCCCCGGGAGACACCGAGGGGUGAGGCUCAGGGGCAGCAGUGCCCGCCGUUGGAGGAGGAGCAGAGGGCUUGGCAUCGGCUGGAGCUGCUCAUCCUGGGGCAGUUGGAAGAGCUGAAGCAACAGCUGGAACAGCAGGAGGAGGAGCUCGGGCGGCUGCGCCUGGGUGUGGGGGCGACAGACUCCGAGAAGAGAGUGCAGCAUCUGACUCUGGAGAACGAGGCCCUGAAACAGAGCCUGAGCCUGAUGCAGGAGCUUCUACUCCGUUGGGGGCCGGGGCCCUCCUCCAGGGACCUCCAGCCCCAGGCCGCCUGGAUCCUCCCCGACCAGCAGGAGGAAACGGAGGCCCUGGUGGAGCUCCAGAGGCGGCUCCAGGAGGCUCAGGCCACCACAGAGGCCCUCCGCAUCCAGCUCCAGCAGGAGACAGAGCAGAAUUGCAGGCAGGAGCUGCAGCAGGUGCACGAACAACUAGCAGGACUCCGGGCCCGCAUGGCCAGCCUGCGUCAGGGAUGUGGGGACCUCCGUGGGCUGGUCAGCACCUUCACCCAGAGCUGCCAGGGCUCCCUGAGUGAGGCGCGUGGCCAGGUGUCCUGGGCCCUGGGGGCAAUGUUGGCUGAAGGCGAUGAGAUGCAGCGCCCUGAGGAGCAGCAGGGGCCUCCAAUGAGGGGCCCAGGGCGGCUGCUGGAGCUCAAAGGGAAUAUCCGAGUGCUGUGCAGGCUGCGGCCCGGGCCAUCCUGCAGCCUGGUGAGCACAGAGCCCGGCCCCCGAGGCGUCGUCACCACGUGCUACCGAGGGCGCCAGCGCCGCUUCCGCCUGGACUGGGUCUUCCCUCCAGAUGCCAGCCAGGAGGAGGUCUUCCGAGAGCUCCAGCCAGCUGUGCUGUCCUGCCUCCAAGGGUACAGCAUCUGCAUUUUCACCUACGGUCAGACGGGGACUGGCAAGACAUACAGCAUGGAGGGCCCGCCCGAUGACCCCGGCAUAGCUCCAAGGGCGCUGCAGUCCCUGUUUGAGGAGAUGGGAGCCAGAGGCCAGCACCGAGUGACCCUCAGCAUGGUGGAGAUCUAUAACGAGGCUGUCAGGGACCUCCUGGCCCCAGGGCCUCCCGAGCGCCUGGCCGUGCGGCAGGGCCCAGCAGGGCAGGGGGGAAUCCAGGUGGCUGGCCUCACCCACUGGGACGUGCCCAACCUGGAGACUUUGCACCAGAUGCUGAGCCUGGGGAGGAGCAACAGGGCCACCGCGGCCACAGCAAUGAACCAGCACAGUUCCCGUUCCCACGCCUUGGUCACGCUGACGUUGCGCGCGGCCGCACCGCCGCUCGGUCCGGGCACCACAGGCACGCUGCACCUGGUGGACCUGGCGGGGUCCGAGCGCGCCUGGAAGCCGGGGUCGGCCGACGCGGCCCCCGGAGACCAGGCCCGGGCUCAGCGGCUGCGGGAGGCGCGGACCAUCAACCGCUCGCUGCUGGCGCUGGGGAGCGUCAUGGCCGCGCUGCGCGCCCGCCGGCCCCACGUGCCCUUCCGCGACUCGCAGCUCACGCGCCUGCUGCAGCCCGCGCUCGGUCCCGGCGCCACCGCCGUGCUGCUGCUGCAGAUCUCCACGCGGCCCGGGGACCUCGGGGAGACCGUGUGCUCGCUCAAGUUCGCCGAGCGGGUGGGCCGAGUGGAACUGGGGCCAGCCCGGCGCCGCAGAGUGCCGCGAUCCGGGACGCCCUCCUCCCUCAGCACCGACACCCAGCUCACCGAGACCCCAGGCACUCCCACGCCGCCCCCCCGCAGCCCUCCAAGCCCCCGGCCCGACAGCGGUGCGCGCUCGCAGGGCCCGCCCCCGCAGCCCCGAGCAUGAAGCCUGGACUUGCGCUUCUGCAGGCAGAGGCGGCACAAUGCUCUUCGCACCCGUCUUUUGGGGUGCAACCCCCUUGACUUCUGGGAGCCCCUCCCCCCAGGAGGAGUGUUUAACCUAGAGGAAAGACGCCCGCCCGCCCCCCAGUCGGCCAGUCUUUCAGCUCCCAUCUUAUCACCAUUUGCUGUUAUCCAGAGUCACAGCAGGGCGUCCCUGAGCCACAGCAGCCCGAGCCGGCCAGAGCCCACCAAGCGGUGGCCAAAAUCACCAUCCCUGCCCCCAAAACCCAGACUUCCCGUUAAAAUGUUGUAAGUUCUUUUAUUGUUAUCACGUCCCACCCCCACCGAGCCCACAACAGGCCAGGCUCCGAACCUUCCCCCUCCCUGCGAAGGUGCUACCUCCUUCAGAGAAAGCUGAGGCAGGGUGCUGGCCUGAGCGGUCCCUGGGCUCUCCCUCCCCCAGCCCAGAGCCAGGGAAGGGAGGUGACAGAUGGUGAUUGAUGGGUGGAUGGACAGACGGACUGAGGGCCGAGAGAAGAUGGGACAGGACAGGGCUGCGCCAGGACAAGCCCGCCGUUCCUUUCAGCCUUGCGCCUUGGGGGUGGGGAAAGGCAUGACAGACCACCAGGGCCAGUCAGAUCUGGGCCCAGCUUGGCUGCCACCCUUUUGGGGGCAGGGGGUGUCAUCCAAUAAAUGUGGACUCAA
Messenger RNA from Echinops telfairi (small Madagascar hedgehog), 2935 nucleotides. RefSeq names its product kinesin-like protein KIFC2. The record is from RefSeq and is a predicted model, not a curated record. The annotation marks the transcript as partial. Lineage: Eukaryota; Metazoa; Chordata; Mammalia; Afrosoricida; Tenrecidae. Gene Ontology annotation, molecular function: microtubule binding; microtubule motor activity; ATP binding. The transcript has 16 exons. Gene Ontology annotation, biological process: microtubule-based movement.